CUGUCUGAUAACACGAAGGAGGAACCAACACACAGCUGCCUCCGACCAGAACGUCUCAGUUUCCUUUUCCAUCAGCGAGAAUUAUCCCCCAACGUUCAUGUCAGGGUUUGAAUUUUUUAUGUAAAUGACCAUAAUGCUGUCAAAGAAGGAGAAAGCGCUGAUUAAAGAAAUAUGGGAAAGACUGACUCCAGUGGCUGAGAACAUUGGCUCAGAAGCACUUCAUAGGAUGUUUGCUUCCUAUCCAGGCACAAAGACCUACUUCUCCCAUCUUGACAUCAGUCCUGGAUCCUCCCACCUGUAUUCUCAUGGGAAGAAGAUCGUCCUGGCCAUCGCUGAGGGUGCCAAAGACAUCAGUCAGCUGACCGUCGCCCUGGCUCCCCUGCAGACGCUGCACGCCUACCAGCUCCGGAUAGACCCAACUAAUUUUAAGCUGCUGUCUCACUGUAUGCUGGUCACGCUGGCCUGUUACCUGGGAGAAGAGUUCACUCCUGUUGCACACGCAGCCAUGGACAAGUUCCUGUCAGCUUUUGCUGCUGUGCUCGCUGAGAAGUACAGAUGAGAUUCAAGCUCAUGGAAUAUUUACAAUGCUGUGUAGAAAUAGUUAUCCUUCAAUUAUGAAUGGUUUGUUUUAAUAAAAAGUCUGCAAUAAACAGGCUCUGCUCAUGUUCUCAUUACAGGAGCAGAUAUUUUUAUUUUGAGCUGAAAAGGUUUUAAAGCAUGACCUCUGUUCCGUUCAAAAGACCUUCUAUGUGAAAUAGCUUGUUUGUUGCUGUUUAUUUAUUCAUUUUGUUUAUUUUUAAGACUCAUCCAUUUUACCCAAAACCUUAUUCAUGAUCAUUGCAGCUUAGAGACGCAACAUUUCAGAGAACCGUACUCCUCCUCCUCCUAACAUUAAAGGCGCAGUAUGUAAGAAUAUAGUGAAACAUUUACAGUGAGAAAAUCCCAAAAAUAGUCUGAUGUUUCAGUCAUUUUGGAAGGAAGGUUAUACUGAAACAUGUUUCAUAUCCAGCUGCUGCAGGGAUUGUCAGUUUUUCUCCUUUUUAAACAAAGGAAGGAUUAACGUGACAAUUUAUCUUCAGUGAGGGUGGGGUUGUGGUGUCUCCUGCGAGCUAAUACUGCCGUACCAACAAUUGUAAUUUGACAACGGGCAGCAAAAAGCUCCAGAGUUUUUUAAAGCGGUUGCAGUAACCAAAUUUUACCACAGUAUGUAAUUUUUACUUCAUUUCUACAUAAUGCACUUUUUAAUGCUCAUAAAAUGAUGAAAACAAAGAUCAUAAUUUCAUUUUUCAGCUCAGUGAAAAUAAAGAGGCUCAAAUGUUCUCAUCUAAAUAGUUAGAGGCUAAAUUUAGUUCAAUUUUUUUAUUUUACCACUGGAGGACAUUACCAUCCCUUUUAAUCCAAAUUGUUUACUGAACAAAAAAGUUAGUUCCAGCUAGAAUUUUAGUAUCUUUUUAUGAGUGGUUUUCUCUGUGGUUCAGCAAGACCGACAACAGUUGAUUUUGGUCCGAAACAUUUUUAGACAAAUGUGUAACGUCACAAAUGGCCUGAUUUUGAGAUCCCACAGGUCAAAUGCACAGCCAGGUCAACGUACCCUGGCUAUGACACAUCCUACAGUAUCUUUUCCCCUCACAGGAGUCUGGGAGUCUACACAUAGCCCCUUUAAUCAGAGCAUGCUUCCUCACACCAGCUGGACUGCAGCCCUGACAGAGAUAAUAAUAAAAUAAACAAUAACAGUCUUUCCUCCAAGGUCCAUCUCAGAGGAACUUUUUAAAAUAAACUCCUUUAAUCCAAGAAGAAGAAAGAAGAUUUUAUUAUUAAAAAUAAUCAUUGAAUGAACUUUUGUUAUUGCUAAUUAUAAAUAAUGAAAUGUUCAUUGAUCUGUGCUUAAUGAUAUAUGUUAGCAUGUUUACUGGAUGAGGUCAUCAACAUUUGCACUCACACAAGGACAGAGUAAAGUAAGUUAAUGCAUGACACAUAAGUUAACCUUUUGCCCAGAUUCAUAGUCUCCGAAUCAAAAAAGGGUGCGUCUCUGAGAUCCUUGGUAAUAUCCUCAAACAUGCCAACUUCUGGUUGGUCAUUAAUAGAUAACAUCAAUCCAUUAAAUCUAGUUUACUCUGGUUUUUCCUUCAGUUCAACUUCAGACAAAACAGUUCGAACAGUUCGAGUGUUUUUAAGAGGAAAAGCUUUAGACUGGCCAUCUUUUGCAUAACCUCUCUAACCAGUCUGUCAGUUAAGUCUGUCAAAACCCUUUUAACAUUUUUUUGCACCUGCAAAGCUGAAACAACAAGAUAGUUUCCUGCAGAACAAAGCUGACUCAAAACUCCUUCAGAGUUAUUUUUAAGACGCUUGGUUUCAUCUAUCGUUGUGACCCGGAGACAUCUGAGGACUGAUUUGGUCGCAUCGAGGUUUCUCUACGAACAAGGUGCAGUGGGGUCAUUGGCUCCUGGACAUCUCGGAUCCAAACGGGGUCUCCAAACGGGUGAGGUGGAGCACAGUGAGAUAGCGUCUGCAUGUGGUUUUGAUAACAACUUAUAGCUUAACACAAACCAAAUCAUUUUAUAUCCAGAACUCAGCUCUCGGAGAAACGGAGAUUCUGACUCUAUUACAUUAUAUUCACACAUAGGUUCCAGACACCAUCUUUAGUUAGCAUCCACUCACAGUAAAUAAUAGUUUAAACAAUUUGUCAAGUCUUAAUUGUUUGUAAAAUAAAUUCUGAUUUUGUUUAUAAACCUGACUGUUUCUUGAAUCAUUACGAAGUGUGUAUGAUCCCUUAAUGAAUAAAUGAAUCUUAGAAUCUUCUGACUAAAACAAAUAAAGACCAGGCAAGGUGAUAUUUAAAUAGAGUAUCACAGCUUAUUGGUCUCAAGUGGUGGUUCAAGCAAUUUACUUAACCCAAUUUACCCUCUAUUAUCAUUACAAAUGUGAGAGAACCACGCUAUCAACUUUUUUUCAUCUCCACAAAAUUUAUAGCUAUACUAUGUUAAAAAUGUAAAGAGGCAUAAAACUAUUUUUAAGCUAGCUUGUUUUCCAAAUAUACCACUGCAGCUUUAAUGCAGAGAAAAAGGCUAAAAUGUUUUCAUCUUAAUAGUUGAAAAAAAUAAUAAAAGUUUUGUUCCACUUCAUUUUUUACCUCUGGAGGGCUGUCUUCAUACCCUUCAGAAGGUAAGGAGUUGCACCCCUGCUCAUGCAUUAUUAACUAGUCCCACAAGUU
Messenger RNA from Nothobranchius furzeri (turquoise killifish), 3211 nucleotides. It is a transcript of the gene hbae4, whose product is annotated as hemoglobin alpha embryonic-4. Gene Ontology annotation, cellular component: blood microparticle; haptoglobin-hemoglobin complex; hemoglobin complex. The record is from RefSeq and is a predicted model, not a curated record. Gene Ontology annotation, biological process: hydrogen peroxide catabolic process; oxygen transport. NCBI's taxonomy places the organism in Eukaryota, Metazoa, Chordata, Actinopteri, Cyprinodontiformes, Nothobranchiidae. Gene Ontology annotation, molecular function: organic acid binding; haptoglobin binding; oxygen binding.